AUGGAGGCCGUAAAGACCGUCCCGGGCGGAGGAACAGGCUCCAGCCUAGCUCGAGCGAUCAUUAUUGUUGCUGGUGUAUCGGCUCUGGUAGCGUCGCUACUAGCUAUUAUAUCCAUUUGGUUCCAAACUAAAAACUACCGAAAGCCGCUGCUGCAGAGAUAUGUUGUGCGCAUUCUCCUCUUGGUCCCAAUAUUUGCAGCGGCAUCAUGGACGAGCAUCGUCUCGCUCACCGCAGCUCAAUUCCUUGACCCUAUUCGUGAUAUCUAUGAGGCAUUCACGAUAUAUACCUUUUUUCAGCUGCUGAUCAACUUCCUUGGGGGUGAGCGAGCACUCAUUAUUAUGGCUCAUGGCCGACCACCAGUAUCGCAUGCCUGGCCACUCAACCACUUCCUCCCGAAAGUCGAUAUCUCUGACCCGCAUACCUUCCUGGCUGUCAAGCGCGGCAUUCUCCAAUAUGCCUGGUUGAAGCCUGUUCUCGCUUUAGCUUCCAUUGUGAUGAAAGCAACGGAUACAUACCAUGAGGGGUUCCUGGAUAUCAAGUCGGGCUAUUUGUGGACCGGCAUCAUAUAUAACGUCAGCGUCACCCUCAGUUUAUAUUCUCUUGCGUUAUUCUGGGUGUGUAUGCACGACGACCUUUUACCAUUUCGCCCUAUCCCUAAAUUCCUCUGUGUCAAACUGAUUAUCUUUGCUUCGUACUGGCAAGGAUUCUUCUUGUCCAUUUUGCAGUGGCUAGGGGCUCUUGGAAAUGGCGUGGCGGGGUAUACCCCAGAUAAUCUUGCGGCUGCGAUCCAAGACAGUUUGCUCUGUUUUGAAAUGCCCUUUUUUGCACUUGCACAUUGGUAUGCCUUCUCGUGGCACGAUUAUGCAGACCCCACUGUCUCAGCCGCACGGAUGCCCGUGAAGUAUGCCUUGCGAGACGCAUUUGGACCCCUGGAUCUCAUCGAGGACACGAAGAUCACCCUCCGUGGAGAGAAUUAUGGCUACCGAAUCUUCGACUCGGGCGAUAAUAUAAUUGCUCAUGAGGAGUCUGAAUCACGGGUCAAGCGAGUGAUGGAAGGCAUGCGGUAUGAACGGGGAGGCAAGGCCAAAUACUGGAUUCCAAAACCAGGUGAGGCCAGCAGACCUGGAGAGUCUGAUAGUCGCACGCCACUUCUGGCUGGCGGCGACUCCAGUUCGCGUGUUCGCAGCGAGCGCGGUAGUCGUAGUUCCGCGGGCCGAUACCAAUCCUACAGCGAGAUUGAAGUUACCUUAGACGACGAUGAUGAACAUCUAUUCACCAAUGCACGGGCACUAGAGUUUGGUGAUUGGAAUUACCCGGUCAUCACCGCCAACGAAAUUCCCCGAGACCAACGGCUACCUAUAACCAGGGGCUACCAAGAGUCUCAAUCUUCUCACAUGGGAGGCCAUGUCAAAAAGUCCCGCUCUCACCGCAAAGGCCGAGCGUCGGGCAGCGAAGGCGGGCGAGAUCCCAAUGCCUCACGCAAGUCAAGCAAAAGCUCCAGUGGACCAAGUCCCUUGCAGCGCAACGCCAGCUCCACGAGCUCCCACCAGUCACAGCGGAGCCAGCUUGUUGACCUCGUGGUGGAGAAUGAAGAAGCAGAGGAAGAAGAACGAGCUCAGUUACAGCGCGAAACGGGAUCUGCAUGGACGGGAGCCGAUGCUCGACGCUUCUCAAGACCAUCCGGACAGCCAAUCGAAGAAGAGGCUGAGCCCGAAGCCCCGGCCCAAAACACCCCAACCCAACGAACCCAAGAUGAACCAGCCACUACGCGAUGGGCCUACGCUGCUUUGGAUGAUGAUAAUGUGUGGGGCAAAUAA
Messenger RNA from Penicillium angulare, 1818 nucleotides. RefSeq names its product OSTA/TMEM184 family protein. The coding region runs from base 1 to 1818 and encodes 605 amino acids. The transcript is spliced from 7 exons. The record is from RefSeq and is a predicted model, not a curated record. Gene Ontology annotation, molecular function: transporter activity. NCBI's taxonomy places the organism in Eukaryota, Fungi, Ascomycota, Eurotiomycetes, Eurotiales, Aspergillaceae. Gene Ontology annotation, biological process: transport.